Molecule: messenger RNA, 1501 nt
Organism: Amblyraja radiata (thorny skate)
Lineage: Eukaryota; Metazoa; Chordata; Chondrichthyes; Rajiformes; Rajidae
Gene: elac1
Product: elaC ribonuclease Z 1
Exons: 3
Coding region: 151-1248 (365 amino acids)
Cellular component (GO): nucleus
Molecular function (GO): 3'-tRNA processing endoribonuclease activity
Source: RefSeq, a predicted model, not a curated record
UGAUUGAGGGCGGGUUGAUUUGACGGGGAGGUGCAGCGUCGUUUUCUGCCGCUGCUGCUGCCGCCGCCGCCUGUUGCUGCAAAGAUCAUAGAGCGGAGAGUUGCUGCUCCUGAUCGCAGGCCGGGCGGCCCUUGACUCGCAGCGGCCGCUAUGGCGGUGGAGUUGACCUUCCUGGGCACCGGCUCGGCCUACCCGUCGCCCACGCGCGGAGCCUCGGCCGUGGCGCUGCGCUACGAGGGCGAGUGUUGGCUCUUCGACUGCGGCGAGGGGACGCAGACACAGUUGAUGCGGAGCCAGUUGAGAGCAGGUAAAAUUUCAAAAAUUUUCAUUACUCAUCUUCAUGGUGAUCAUCUAUUUGGUUUGCCUGGACUUCUAUGCACAGUAAGCCUCCAGAGUAGUUCUCUCUUAAACAAACAGCCUGUUGAAAUUUAUGGGCCUGUUGGAUUAAGGACAUUUCUGAGGACGUGCAUGCACCUGUCUCACUCGCAAUUGGUCUUUUCGUAUGUAGUCCAUGAACUGGUACCAACUGAGGAUCAGUGUUUUCCUGAGGAAUGGAGGAGCCCCUCUGCACACAAUGUGGAUGAUCAGCUUCAUCCACAGGAACUACAAGGAAAAACAAUUCAUCUUGAUCCUCAGGAAGACUGUUACAAUCUUGUCACCCAUGAACAGUUCAUAGUAAAAGCCUUUAGGCUUUUUCAUCGCAUACCAUCUUUUGGGUUUGUAAUUGAGGAGAGAGAACGACCAGGAAAGCUUCAGACUCAAAAACUGAAAGAUAUGGGUAUUCAACCAGGACCUUUGUAUGGGAAACUAAAAAAUGGACAGCCCGUCACUCUUAACAACGGGUUAACUGUUUUUCCUAUGGAUGUUCUGGAAGCUCCCAUUCCAGGUAGAAAAAUAUGCAUUUUGGGAGAUUGUUCAGGAACAGUGGGUGAAAAAGGUAAAAAACUUUGCAUUGAUGCUGAUGUGCUGGUGCAUGAGGCCACACUAAAUGAUAGUCAGUCUGACAAGGCUGAGGAACAUGGACACUGCACUCCGAAGACAGCUGCAGAGUUUGCAAAAUUAUGCAAAGCUAAACGUCUGGUCCUCACACACUUCAGUCAAAGAUACAAACCUACUGCCCUUACUAAUGAAGGAGAUGAUGACGUAAAGGAACUGAAGACUCAAGCUGAGCUGGUACUAGAAGGACAGGAAGUAAUUCUGGCCGAAGACUUUAUGGUGAUUGAAAUUCCUUUUAACAGGACAAAGUAACAAGUAAUCUCAGCACAGUAAAACACUAUAAUGAAGUAAUAUAGAAUGUGAUUGGAUGAAUUAUUGUAUUAACGUUGCAAUUAUUUUACAGAUUUAUUAUUGUGAAAUCUGUUACACAAGAUAACCUUGAAAUUUUAAUGAGCAUCCUUGACAAUUACUGCUUCUGAAUGAGCAUUAGAACUAGUGAUGUUUGCAUUAUUUGCUCUUAGUACCAUGAUGUUGAAGGAUGUUAUACAUUUAGAAAGCUACCCGA